AUGCCUUCACCGGUUCAAACACUAUUAAGAAAUAUCGAUAUAUCAUACUAUUAUACUACAGAUUCUACUUUACUGUCAAUAAAUGGAAAAGGAGGAGAAAGGAGGGAGAAUGAUAGAAAUAUAAGUAAUUCAUUAGAAAUGUUAAUAAUAGAGUUUAGGAAAGCAAUUCAAGAAGGAGAUGUGGAUAAACUUAUAUUGAAUUAUCACGCAUUAAAAGAACGAGAAAGAGAACAAGGAAAACCUCAAUAUCAGCAAAAUUAUUUGACAAAGUCGCAUUACCAAGCGGCAAUAAAUCUUUUACUUCGUUCCAUAAAUAAUUUCUCACGAGAAGCGACUUUACCAUUAACACCACCAUCAAAGUCAUCAACCAUGGUUUCAAUAAUGCAUUCAUUAUUCAACGAUAUGAAAGGAUUGGGGUAUAAACCAGACACAUCAAUAUAUAAUAUAUUGAUCUAUAUAAGCGCACGUAAUGGAGAUACAAAAGAAUCAAGGAGGAUUUAUGAAACGAUGUUAAAAAAUAAAGUAAAAUGUACACAAUAUACAUUUAAUUCAUUAAUAUCAUCAUAUCAACGAUCAUUGGAUAUUAAAGGUGCAUUGAAUGUAUUAGAAGAAAUGAAAUUGUAUGGAAUCCAACCUAAUACCAUCACCUAUAAUUCUUUAAUUGAUUUAUACGUUAAAUUAGGGGAUAUUAAACAAGCCGAACUUCUCUAUCAAGAAAUGAAGUUUACAUUUGGAAUGAUAAUCGAUAGGUUUACUUUUGAUUGUUUAUUAAACGGCUAUUUAACUUAUGGAUUUAUUGAUAAAGCAAGAGAUUUAUUUAAAGAUAUUACGAAUAGUGGGAUAGAAUUAGAUAUUUGCCUUUACACGAAAUUAUUAAAGAUUUAUUGUUAUGAAGAUGGAAAUUCUCAAAAAAUGUUAAGCCUAUAUGAUACAACUGAAGUUCUUCAACGACAACGAAAACAAAAAGAAAAUAAUAUCGAAUUUAAUCAUUUUAUAAGUACGUUACUUAAUUAUUUGAUUAAAGAGAAAGAGUAUUCUCAUACGUUAAGAAUAUGUGAGGAUUUAAUGAAAUAUGAUGAUACAGUUACCUUAGCCAUAAUUAUUCCAGCUUAUUAUCAUACUGGUGACAUGGCUCAUGCUUUUAAAUUAUUUAAAGAAAAGUUCAUUAUUAGUGCAAAAAAUCAAAAAUUAUUUUCUUCAUUAUUCUCAAAUUUAGGUAAAGACCAUUCAAAACAUUUUUUAAAUUAUUUCAUUUCUCACUCAAAAGAAUCAUCAUCCCCUUCAAGUGAAUCACUUCCAAUAAGUGAUCUGUACAAUUCAAUGAUAGCUCAUUUUUUAAAUCAAGAUGAUAUAGCCUAUGCAUUAGAAUUAUAUUCACAACUUUUGCAACAAGGUUUCUUUCUAAAUAUAAUAAAUAUAACAAUAUUAUGUAAAAAGUUAAUAUUACAAAAAAAAAUUAAUGAGGCGUUACAGAUUUAUUAUCAAUCAAGAGAUCGUGAUAUAAUAUUAGAUCAACGUGGCUACACAAUUUUAAUAGAUUCUUUUUCAAAAAUCAAUUAUAUGUCAGAAGCUCAAAGGAUGUUAGUUGAUAUGAAAAGAAAUGGCUUAGAGCCAAAUUCAUUUACAUAUUCUUCAUUAAUUAAAGGAUUUGGAGAAAUUUAUGAUAUACGAGGGGUAGAAACAAUUCAUAAAUUAAUUCGAAUGGACUUAAAUCUUGACCAAGUAGAUAUUAUAAUUUAUAAUUCAUUAAUGGAUGCUUAUAAUAGGUGCGGUUAUGGUUAUAAUGUUUUACAAUUAUGGGAUUCUUUAUUAUUACCUUCAAAAGAUAACGAUUUAUCAUUAAUUAAUAAUACUACUGUAUCUAUCGUAUUGGAUUCUUGUGGGUUUAAUAGACAAUUAUUUAGACUAAAUCAAAUUUGGUAUUAUCUAAAAGAAAAGAAGUUUAAUUUAAAUCAAAAUAAUUAUUCUUCCUAUAUUGAAGCGUUAGCUAGAAAUCAAAAUUUUAAUGAAGCAAAACAUGUUUUAAUGUUUGAAAUGAUUAAUGAUGGUAUUGUACCUAAUUUUAAACCUAUUAGAACUUUAUUAAAUUUCUUGCAUGAUCAUUCUAGAGGUAGAGAUCAAUUUGAAAUUAUUAAUUGGGUUAAAAUUAAUUUUCCUGAUUUAGCUGAAGAAUUAAAAUUUAGUUAA
Molecule: messenger RNA, 2187 nt
Organism: Funneliformis geosporum
Lineage: Eukaryota; Fungi; Glomeromycota; Glomeromycetes; Glomerales; Glomeraceae
Source: the annotation of a GenBank genome assembly